UGUUCCUUACCUCUUUCUCUUCCUCUUCAAACACCAAAUAAAUAUAUCUGUGUUUUUUUAUUUGUCACAAAACUCCAAAAAAGGUGAGGAAAACAGGGUUUUUUUUCUCGUUCUUUCAGUUAAGCUCCCCUGUUUUUCCCCCCAACAUUUUUGUUGUGGAUAAAAAACAUGUCGUUAAGUGUCUGUCACGAGUUGCAAUCAUGCAUGGACCUACGGCACAUUGAAUCACGUUUUAUGAGCCUGAAAUUGGCUCCACCGAAAACCAAUUUCCCAUCCUCAUCCAUUGCUUCGACGGAGCCGAAACCUAUGCCGUAUACCGGAGUAAAAGAUGCCAUUGACGACUGCAAGCCGAUAGGCAAUCGAAAUGUCGACGCGAGCUGCUGGAGUUUCCUCCAGUCGCUCGCCGCCGACGAUUCUAAUUCUACUCCGAGUGACAAAGUUUACGUUCACCCUCUCGUGAAGCGUUCGACUUCUAUGCUGACCGAAAGGAGUCUUGAAAUGUGCACAGAGAGCUUAGGCAGCGAGACCGGAAGUGAAGUUAGCGAGAGCAUAGACGACAUUUCCCUGCUUUCAUUAGAAAACGUUGUUUACAAUUCGAAACCGAGAGAGAGUCCAAGGAGAAUAAAAGCGAGCCGAGUCAACAGCUUUCCGCCUCCGUUGACGUCCAUCAGCGGAUCAAAUGGUGUCAAAGUCAAGUCUCACAGAGAGGGCGGCCGUUUAGUUCUUGAAGCCGUUACCAUCCCUCCUUGCAAUAGCUACUUCCAUACAGAACGAAGCGAGGGAAGGCUUAGGCUUUCCCUUUUCAAGGACGUCGAUGCCAACACAAUGUUCGAAGACAACGCCGUCGAAGAGAAAGACCAAGAGGAGGUCAUAGAAAAAUACGAUGAACACAACAACAACGAACGAGCACGAAAAUGAUGAAGUUAAAGAUGAAGAAAUGGUGAUGGGGGAGGUGACUAUAUGGGAGGAGAUGGUGGGAGUGUUGGGCUCAAAAUCCGGAACCGAGGUGAAGAAAGUGGGCGUAGGCACAAAGGGUUGUUUAAUUGUCAGCC
Messenger RNA from Hibiscus syriacus, 1052 nucleotides. RefSeq names its product protein FANTASTIC FOUR 4-like. Lineage: Eukaryota; Viridiplantae; Streptophyta; Magnoliopsida; Malvales; Malvaceae. The transcript has a single exon. Bases 169 to 918 code for a protein of 249 amino acids. The record is from RefSeq and is a predicted model, not a curated record.